Messenger RNA from Aspergillus pseudonomiae, 1428 nucleotides. RefSeq lists its product as uncharacterized. The transcript is spliced from 5 exons. Lineage: Eukaryota; Fungi; Ascomycota; Eurotiomycetes; Eurotiales; Aspergillaceae. Gene Ontology annotation, biological process: regulation of DNA-templated transcription; DNA-templated transcription. The record is from RefSeq and is a predicted model, not a curated record. The coding region runs from base 1 to 1428 and encodes 475 amino acids. Gene Ontology annotation, molecular function: DNA binding; DNA-binding transcription factor activity, RNA polymerase II-specific; zinc ion binding. Gene Ontology annotation, cellular component: nucleus.
AUGGAUGCUCAUCUUCGGGUGCACCUUGCCAGAAAGGCUUGUACACGAUGUAGAUCCCAGAAGAGGCGAUGCGACCGGGCGACUCCUGCAUGCGGACUAUGCCAGAGGCUUCGUCAAGCGUGCCACUAUGAAGGACGGGUGAUAUCAUCUCCAAGUUCGAUACCAUCGUCCUCCCCUGACGCAGAGAUCUCCCCUGAAACGUUAAGUCCGGGCCAUGUAAAGGACGCUAUUGUCAAGAAACUCACAUCAACCCCGAACGAUAUCUUUGAGAGCUACAUCCAAUCCAUCCAUCCUUGGUUUCCUAUUAUAGCACCACAAACCUCACAAGGUCAGCUCCCCAAAUCCUGGAACGAAGCUUCCCUGGAUUAUACGCUCCUCGCCCUCUGCAUUAGUUUGCUUUGUACCUCCCCGCCCCCCUCUUCAGGAGACGGGACUCUAUCUGGUCUUCGAUCCGCGUACCUUCAAGUCAAGAGCUGGAUAGCAGUGAUUGAAGGACUCGAGGUCACCUCGCUCAAGAUCGUCCAAGCAAGAACUUUGGUCACUCUAUUCGAAGUUGCGCAUGGCUUCUACCCGGCAGCUUACAUCUCUAUUGGGACUACGGUCAGAGCUGCCGAUGCACUUAAAGUGAACGCUUACUUAUCUCCAUCAUCGCCAGCUACUGAUGAGUCCUGGAGGGAGGAGGCCGUACUGAUCGGGUGGGCAAUCCGUAUUCUGGACAGAUUUAUAGCAAUACACUUUGGACGUCAUCCAUCUCUCACUCGCUCUGUCGCUGAGGGUAUCCAUGAUCUUAACAAGAUCCCGUGGCCCACCGGUCUCGAGAAAGACAAAAGGAGCCCUCUCUGGCAACUUUCUCGUAUGUACGAAGCGUCCACACUUCUUGAUAGCAUACACAAUGCGUUACACAACCCCACUUCAGAACAAGCAUUCAAUGUGGAAGAAAUAGGGCUUUUGGUGGAAACAUCACAUAGCCUCCGGACGCUCCUAACCAAAGAGGUCGAAGAUAUGGACCAGAUAUACUCCGGUGGGCUAGGGCUCUGUCAUACUGGCUUACUCCUAGCAUACGAGAACGGCUCCAAAGUCCAGAUUACCGAUGAACAAACUUUAACUUGCCAGUCACUUGCCACAUCAUCUCUCCACCCCCUUCUCACUACCAUAACCAACACAGUCUACCCUUUUGUCAGUGGUACACAAGCCAUAGAACUGGGUCGUCUUCCUCCAUUUAUCACUUUUUCUGUGUACAAAGCGGCGAGCAUAGUGACAGAGAGGAUAUGGAUGGAAACUGACUCAAGUGAGGCAUUGAGAAAAUUACGGGUUUUGAGAGGAUUCUUAAAAAUGGUGAACGCAAGGUGGUCAUGUUGCGAGUACUACCUUGGCCUUCUCAACGAGGAUACAGCGCCGCGAAUAUUAAAAUCUAUCGAGGGCAGGUAA